Molecule: messenger RNA, 5671 nt
Organism: Penaeus monodon (black tiger shrimp)
Lineage: Eukaryota; Metazoa; Arthropoda; Malacostraca; Decapoda; Penaeidae
Exons: 10
Coding region: 371-4021 (1216 amino acids)
Biological process (GO): anatomical structure morphogenesis
Cellular component (GO): cytosol
Molecular function (GO): protein binding
Source: RefSeq, a predicted model, not a curated record
AUGAUAUAGACUUAUUUGUAGAACCUGGUAAAUGCAGCUGAUGCUGAUCAUGUAAACCAGGCAAUAGACAUGCAAUAUUUACAACAUAUGAAAUUUAACACUGGAUCAUACUUGGAAACUAAUUGACAAUAUAUGCAGAAGUUUAGCCAGAUUUUUUUCACUGUAUUAUUCUGUAUCAUGUUUGGUUACCCAUCUAUAGAUACAUUGUAUAUAUCAACAGGUAUUUGAAUUAGGGGGCGUAACGCACCUUUUAAAUGUCCUCAAGUGUGCCAGAUCAGAGUCCCUUCAGUUGCGAGCCUGCCGGACGGUUGCUAACCAGGCGCAACAUCAACCAAGCUGCGAUAUAUUGUUCAAGCUCAAGGCCUCAGACAUGGUCAUUGACAUGCUCAAAAACUGCAAAGAGGAUGAAACCAAAAUAUCUGCAAUAAGGGCGUUGAGGAUGUUAGCAAAUACAGGAGAGCACUCACAGAAGAUUGUUACAAGCAAAGGUAUUCUGCAUUUUUGCAAGGCUGGUUUUGAUGCAGGGGAAGGCUCCUCGAAUGUUGACCUUUUGCGCUCCGCUGUCAAGACACUAGCUCACUUCUCAAGAAUAUCUCAUCCCGCCUGUGUGAGCCAGAUCAUGGAAGGAACAGACAACAUGAUGACGGUCUCAAGGGUCCUGGAAGCCAACACCUCAGACCAGGAGAUAUACGAGUCUGUUAUAAAGACAAUCGUCAACAUUGUCCAGAGCUGCUUCGCCCCGUCACACCUCAGACGAGAAGCACUGGAUGCCCGGGUCUUGGACCGACUCUGCACUGCACAAUUCCCCACCAAAAUAGUGUUGGAACUUCAAAAUCGGAGGGUUCCUGGGUUAGAUGAUGACAAACUCAUCCUAACACUAUGCAAGUUCUGCCAGGGGUCAAACGAAUGCCACAACCUCGCACCCAACUCACUGUCGCAGCCACCGACAUUUAUGGGGCGGGCGUGGUUGCAGCUCAUAGAUUGCGGAGGUGUGGCUAUGCUGGUUGACCUCCUUGUGCGGUACCGUCACCACGCUAAGCUCAGGCCAGCCAUUUUGAAGGCGAUUCUUGGGGUCGAGCAUAAUUAUUCCUUUAGGGAGCCUGUACUGAAGCACUUGCUUGCAGCACAAAUCCUCCCACAGUUAGCAGAACAGUUUGAUGAAGUUAUGACAGAGUAUCGAAAUGUUAGAAGGAAAGCACAACCCAACUCCUGUGUGCACACAUUUCAGACAGAUAAUAUAUCCAUGGCAAAUGAAUUGGAAAUCAAUUUAGAUGUGAAAGUACCAGCAGAGGGAUCAAAUGUACAGGAAAAGCAAAGUGUAUUCUCAAAAAAUGAAAACAAGUUGAAAAGAAAGGAUUUCACAGGAAAGACGGUAGGUUCAGAGUUAGAUAGUAAUCAAGUGAAAGAAUCAAAGUCUAAAGAUUUGAGUGUGAAAAGUGAAAAUGCUAUUGAUUCGGCAAUAGCCAGAAGUGAAGCUGGAGGCAGUCCUCCAAAAGGAAAUAUAGGCAAAGCCAGUUACUCAGCUGUGAAGGGAAAUGGCAAAGUUUUGCAAGAUUAUGCUACCUCAGGCGCAUCAGAUGGGCAUGGUGCAUCUCAUCCAAGGAGCCCAGGACUACAUAGCUUUCCACAGAGUCCUGGAAGUGUGUCGUGUUCUCCUCACAGUCACUACUCCAGCUCGGGUCAUGUCUCACCCACGUGGUCUCCUGCUCAGGAAAACGCAGAGUCGCCCAUCCUUCAGCAGCCCCCCAUUUCCUUCCAGCAGACCUUUGGUUCCAACCCAGGGGUUCCUGUUGUAAUGGACUCUCCUUGUCCUUCAUCUCAUGGGUCUCCCUACGCAUCACCUGUACCCUCCCCCCCUCCCUCAUCCAUGUCUCCCAUCAGAGUCCCAUCUGACUGGGAAUACGAAGAUGAGGAAGAUGCAGAGCCUUUGAAUGAUACAGGGAGAUUCUCACCUGUGAUGCCCCACUUGAGGGCGAAAGAGAUUGAGGACGAGGAAGAGUCCGAAAUUGAUGAGGAUAGCCAGACGAGCCGAGAGUGUGAGAGCAGUGAAAAGGAAGAUGUGCGGACUUUGGAUGUUGAAGUAACCAAUGGUGAUCAUGAGAAAGUUGCAAGUAAGAUUGAGAACGAAGAAGUGAUUGGGGACAUGGAUAAGAAAUUAGUCAUAAGCUCAGGGAAGAGAUUUCGAGAGGCUUCUAGUCCAAACGAUUCAACCUCUCCUGAUUGCAAGAAGUUGAAGUUAACCAUUUUUCCACAGAAUUCUGAAUAUCAGACUAAUUUUGACAAAAGUGUGAGUGAAGAUGAUGAGUCAGCAGUAGUAACCGAGAAUAAAGAUGGCUUCGUAUUACCAGCUGAACCAGAAAAAGAGCAGAACAAUGAACCCAAAUCUCCAUUUGUCAAGUUGAACCAGAUAAAGUUUCGUGUUCGGAAAAAGGGUGUUGCAAGGCAGCAUAUUAACCUGGGAGGCAUCGGAGGAGGGAUUGGUGGAGGAAAAGGCAGUGUUAUACCAAGCUCUAGUCCACUUCAGGAGGUAUCGGGCAGUGAACCACGGAGUUCCAUUCGGGAAAGAAGACCAAGCAGUGUCUCCUCCUUCUCAGCAUAUUCCGAAUUGACGCAGGACGAAGCCGGUGCGCUGGAGCUGUUGGAGUUGUUAGUGAGGAUCAUUGGCCAGGUAGCGCAUGUGAAAGAAGCCAUCCACAAAGUGUGCAUGGAGUUUGUGCCUCGAAUUAUGACCUACCUCUCCUCUGUGCAGGUUGUCCACAAGUCAGCUAUGCGUAUGCUGGUUACCAUUGCCAAAAAUUCCCUCUGCAUCCAGCCACUCCUUGACACCCUAUUCAUCCCAUAUGUGGGGGUUGAGCUGGGGGAGGCAGGUGACCCCGAGUCCCCCAGUGGGUGUCAGCAGUGCCGCAUCAUCUCAGAAGGGGCAGCAGCUUUCUUGGACCAGAUGGUCAACUUCUUCAAUCAUGUCCACAAGUACGGCCACAGCGAAGCCAUCAGCAGACUCCACCCAGCAAAAGACAUUAGGGUUCGUGAAGGAUGUGUCAUGGCCUUGCCACAUGUCACAAGGUGCCCCAAGCUUCUGCAUGAUUUCAUGGUGUGUUAUCCUGCCAUGGACUUGCUCAUGGAAGUCCUGUGUUCGGAGAAGCCUCCCAACGAUGCAGAUUACAUGUAUGCAACAGCAGCUAUAUCAAGACUAGCAAGAACACUGCAGUUGGACAAGCAGGUGAGCCCUGUUAAGUGCUUAGUGUGCUUCCAGAGGGGCAACCACACCCCAGAGGAGGUUGCACAGCACUUCAAGUUGCAGCAGAAGAGCACCAUGACUCCCCAUGAACCCCCACAUAAGGAGGAGCCAGGAGGAAUGACCCCCAGAAGCAAUGAGUCAUCACACACUGACCUACAAGAUAAGUGCAAGUGGGCAAAAGAGAGCAUCCGGGAUGUGACUUUCAAGCUGGAGGAUGGCAGUACAGUGGCUGCCAGCCGGGAACUUCUGGCAGAGAAGAAUGAGGUCCUGCGAAACAUGCUCAUGGGCUCCUUUGUUGAGGGAACCACCUCUUGCAUCACACUGUCUGACGGAAGCAAAGCCUCAUAUGAGAUUCUAAUUCACUUUCUCUAUGGGUGCCGUUGUGAGGUCCUGGACAGUGGUGACAUCAAAACGUAUAUUGAGCUAGUUUUCUUGUCGCAAAUGUACAUGCUGAAUAGCCUGCAGACGUUCGCAAUGGCCAAGAUGAUUUCCUCCAUCAAGGCUGGGAGGGACAUAAUUGCCAUUUACGAAAGUGGUAUAGGGGUCAUUGACGAGAAUUUGAUCCUGCAAGCACUCUGUACUGUCUUGGUAAGGCCAAUGAAGACCUGGAAAAGAGCAAGAUGGCUUAAAGAACUGUUUCAGUCAGAGCAUGCCAGCGACAUCGACCACAAUAUCCGCAUGAUUCUACAUCAUCCUCUGGAUCUGAAUAGACUGAUAUGCAACUGUGAUCAGUCUAAGUCUUUAUAUAGGAUCAGUGAGAGUGAAUAUACCAAGCUGUGUUAAGAGUGAUGUGAAAUUUAUGCAGAAUAUUUAUUGCCUAAUUUUUUAGAGUUUGUUAAAAGAAUUUAUGUGGACCAAAAUCAAUUUGUUCAACACUGGCUUCCUGUGUGUCAUAUUGUUUCUUUUUGUUGUUGUUAUUGUUUACAGACAAGUAAACAUGUGAUAAUAAAAUAUCACAUUUUGACUAUUUAUUCCAUUGAUUUAAAGGAUCAAUGCUGCUUCAUGUUUAUCUUCGAUGAAGACCUUAGUCAGUAGUCAUAAGCUCAAUUAUUGGCAUUUACUUGUGAAUAAGUUGAUACUUAUAUUGUCUGAAUCCUUGCUUUAAAAUAGAAUGUGGCAUUUAUUGCAUGUAAGAAGGAUUGGUUAGCCAAUGUUGAUGUGUUUGUUGUGGAUUUUUUUGGUGAGCCAGAAUUCCUUGUGGUUAUAUAUUCUUUACAUUAUACUUAUUCUUUGAUUUUAAUAAUGUUUUUGGGAGUUUUGAAAAGGUCUCAUCAUCUAAAAUGAGGCAAGUAGUUUGUGAAUAUAAUUAUAAUUGAAUAUGAAUUACGAUGGGCCUCUCUAUAGCAGAAACAAAGCCAAAUUAUAAUGUUUCAAAUUACAGAUGCUUUCAUCAUUUGGAGACAUGGUUCAAUAUUACCUUUGUUUUUAUGAAUCUAAACUGUAAUUAUAAAGUUGUUAGUUAAUUAAGAAAGAAUAUUUGCGUAUCCAUUUGGCUAUGAGACCCUUUUAUGUUUUUAGGUUUUAUGAGAGAUGCAGAAACCAAAACCUAUGCAAAAUAAUAGAGACUGUGUUGAAAGGAGCAGCUGCAUGGUUAUACAGUGAAGGAGUAUAACCAGCAUAUAAGGUGUGAGUAAAAGUAGCCCUUGUUUAUGGGUACGAGUCAUUGUUUUUGCAACACCUUUUGUCAAAUGUGUGAGCUUCCAAUAUGUCAUAGAAACAGGGAUAGGGAGGAGAGGAAGUAGAAGGAGAGACCAAUAUCCAACUGUAACUGUAUGCUGUAACUAUACUGUAGUCAGAUAUGAUAUUGGAACCAUUACUUUUGUUAGUGAUUUGUUAUUAGAUGCUCAGGGAUCUAACUUUAGGUAAGAUCACACAUCAUCAUUAUUGUGACAAUUUUAAACUAUGAUAAAAGUGUUUGUAAGUUUUUUUUUAACAAACCUAUUUUAAGCAUUUUUAAAAAUGCUGUUGAUAUUAGAAUGGCUAAAACUAAAACAAAAAUCAUUCUCUCUCUCUCUCUCUCUCUCUCUCUCUCUCUCUCUCUCUCUCUCUCUCUCUCCUCUCUCUCUCUCUCUCUCUCUCUCUCUCUCUCUCUCUCUCUCUCUCUCUCUCUCUCCUCUCUCUCUCUCCAUUAUUUUAUAAUGAAAAAUUAUAUUGGAAAUAUUCCCUAAUGAGUUUUUUUCUUGAAUAUUGUCUGUAAAAUUAUAAUUCAGCUGAAGGGAAAGUAUUUUUUGCCCAUAGACCCCUUUUGCCAUCUUUCUCUUUCUUUCAUUUUGUUUUCCUGUAGUCGCCAUAUUCUCAGAGUACAUGUGCUGAAGUCUGUAGAACCACAUAAGAAUCAUUGUGUUCACUUCCUUCUAGGAAAACUUUCGACGUUACCAAUAUAAAUAAAGGCAUACUUGUAAAAUUCAAUAAAAAGAACCUUACUUCAAAAUU